This is a messenger RNA of Camellia sinensis, 954 nucleotides long. RefSeq lists its product as uncharacterized. The record is from RefSeq and is a predicted model, not a curated record. Lineage: Eukaryota; Viridiplantae; Streptophyta; Magnoliopsida; Ericales; Theaceae. Gene Ontology annotation, molecular function: protein dimerization activity.
AUGGGUUUUAUAUAUGAAGCCAUGGAUAGAGCAAAGUUGGCCAUCAAAAAAAAUUGUCGCUAUUAUGUAAAUUAUUGGAAGAUUAUUGAUAAUCGAUGGGCUUUCCAACUACCCACAGACUUAUAUGCUGUUGGUUGCUUUUUAAAUCCCAUAUUCCAAUAUGGGGAGCACCUUUCUAAUCAUCAAGAAGUGAAGAGUGGAGUUAGAAAUUUGAUUUCGAGACUUCUACCAGAUUUAAAUGAGCAAAUACAGGCGAUCUCUUUAUUUUGUAAUAAAGAAGAUUCUUUUGGUGCUGUGUUAGCACAAAGAGCAGUGAAAGCAACAAAUCCUGCUGAAUGGUGGAUCCGUUAUGGUACAUCGGCUCCGGCACUCCAAAAAGUGGCUGUGAAAGUAUUGAGCCAAACCAUGUCUUCUUCUAAUUGUGAGCGCAAUUGGAGUACAUUUAGCCUAAUACAUACAAAGACAAGGAAUCGGUUGAAGUAUAAAAAAUUAAAUAAACUUGUUUAUGUGUAUUACAAUAUGUGGCUAAAGAUCAAACAUGCAACACGAAAAAGCCAAGAUGACAGAGAGGGAUCAUUUAACCCCAUCAAUCUUGACUAUAUAUUUGAAGAAGAUGAUCUAUUAACUCCAUGGCUUCAAGAGAGAGAACAUGCAGUCUUGGAUGAUGAAGAUAACUUAGGUUGGUUGAUUAUUGAUGAUGGUGAUGAGGGAGAUCAUGCCACUAGUAGCCAAGUAGCUCAACACCAUCAAAGAACAGGGUCUUCUGGAAGUGGCUUUAGUGAGGGUUGCAGUUUGAGUCCACCUAGUGGUAGUGGAGAUGAUAGCGAUGGCAGCCGUCCACCAACAGGUGGUGGUAGUGGUGGACAAUGGGAGUCUGCAGGUUCUGCACAUGGUUGUAGACGUAGUAUUCAUCAUAUUAAUCAUGAUUGGAACAGGGAUUCUACACAGCAAUGA